Messenger RNA from Volvox carteri f. nagariensis, 207 nucleotides. RefSeq lists its product as uncharacterized. The transcript has a single exon. NCBI's taxonomy places the organism in Eukaryota, Viridiplantae, Chlorophyta, Chlorophyceae, Chlamydomonadales, Volvocaceae. The annotation marks the transcript as partial. The record is from RefSeq and is a predicted model, not a curated record.
AUGUAUGGCAACCAGGUUCGGGACGAUGACCUGGUUCUGGCAGUAGCUGAGGAGCUGGGCCUCGUGGUGGAAAACUGCUCGGAGGCGUUUGCGGCUACAGCCGCCUACAUAUUGUUCGACACGAGAAUGGACUUCCCGGAGGCCCACAUGGGCCCGAUGGAUCCAGAGGCGCACGAAUUCAGGUAUUAUGAGAACUGUAAGACUGCG